AAUUUCGUCACAUUCAGAGGUGGAUUUCACUUUCUCGCUUUCAAAAGUAGAUUGCACUUGUUUCAGUGAAGUACCGCCAACUGGCUCACACACCAAAGGUUCGGUAUCUCUGUCUCGUGCCUCAUAUAACAGUCUUCAUUCAAUAGUCGGGCACGACAUAAAUCUACAAACUAGGAAAAUCAUUUAAUCAGUCUCGCUCAGUCUUCGCACAAAAACACUGUCGCCCCACGACUUUUCGCCACUUCUCUGCAGGAAAUUAGCAUUUGAGUGUGAUUCUUUCUGCAAAAGAUCGCGCAUAUUGUGAGAAAAGAUGGAUCCGGAAUAUCCAAUUUACGAGUGGAUCAGUAAAGAUUUGUGCACGAAAAUUGUGAAUAAAUAUUCAGGGAAAUCCUGUAAAAUUAACGACUUCGAAGUGAAAUAUCUAACGAAGAAGGGUGACAAUUUCACUAGUGCUCUCUUUCGCAUUGUGGCCAAAUACAACGAGGAAGACAAUUCUCACGAGCAAGAGUUGCGAUUCAUUCUCAAGACACCCAUUCAAGCAAGUGUCAUUGAUGCUGUAUCAGCGGAAUUUAAUAUUUUUAAGCGAGAAUUUACCGUGUAUGGAACAAUUAUGGAUAAAUGCUACGAAAUGCUGAAUUCAAAGGGUGUCAACACAGUCUUCGGUCCCAAAACAAUAUACAUAGAGGAGAAAUUGCUGGCAAUGGAGGAUUUGAAUGCCAAGAACUACAAUCUCCUGGGAAAAGCCAAGAAAUUGAAUCGUCAUCAGUGUAAUUUGGCGUUGACCAAAAUGGCUCAAUGGCACGCAACAACGGCGGUUUUGUACGAAAAACAACCCGAAUUAUUUGAACAUCACCACGUGCCAAAUUUCUCCGAGGAAACCGAACAUUUGCACCUGAUCUACACAAAUCUCCUGGUUGCGGCACACAAGCGCAAUCGCGGUGCACCUGAACUGAAGAACUUCUCCAACAAACUGGCCGCUUUCACGGGUGAAAUUGUACCGAAAAUGAUGAAAGUUUUUGUACGAGACGACAACAGAUUCUGCGUGCUCAAUCAUGGCGAUAUGUGGAGCAAUAACAUGCUCUUUAGACACAGUGAGAAGGAAAAUCGGUCAGAUGACGUGCUCUUCGUGGACUUUCAAGAAGGUUUCUAUGGUUCACCGGGAAUCGAUUUGAAUUUCUUCCUCUACACUUCAGUGGAAAUUGACUUGCUGCUGAAUAAUUACGAUGACCUUCUUGCUUUCUACCACAGCGAAUUGGAGAAGACACUGCAGCUUUUGGGCUACAGCGGAAAGUUUCCCACUUUGCAAGACAUCACUAAUGAAGUCAUAAACAAGGGGGAUCACGGCCUUAUGACUCUCUUGGGAAUGGUCCCGGUCAUGAUAACACCGCACACUGAGUAUUCCGAGGCGUCGUAUUUCUUCGAGGACACUGAAGAGACACUAAAAGCCAGAGAUUUAAUCUUCGACAAUCAGCAACACAUUGAAAAUUUGGCUAAACUGCUUCCGAAGUUCGUGGAGAAUGAAAUUUUGUAGUUCUUUUCACAUAAUCACACGCUAUCGUCCAGUAUACUUAUGUGCACGCACCCUAAAUUCAAAGAUAAGAUUACAAAUGAGGUGUUUUUCACGUUCGCUUUGUCUUUUUACAUAAAAAUAUAAUGUAUAAAUGAAUUAUGUUUGCAAACAAAUAUAUUUUUUCAGUCAAAACAGUUUUGAAAAUAAGAUCGUAAAGCUCCGAAACUCUCUCAAAUGUGAAUGAAACGCUGAAACAGACUCCAACAUCUCGUGCAGACAGUUUUCUAGUCUCUCAAGAGAAUGGUACUAAUUAAAAAGUCUCCCAGAAUGACGAGAGCUAUUACCAAGACGUGACACUACGACACAGAAGACAGAGAUUUCCCUUCUUUCAUUAUAUUAUCGUCACUAAUAAGAGCUGAAACUAUGUGACCAAUAAAUGCAACUCAA
This is a messenger RNA of Phlebotomus argentipes, 1957 nucleotides long. RefSeq lists its product as uncharacterized. Bases 311 to 1531 code for a protein of 406 amino acids. Lineage: Eukaryota; Metazoa; Arthropoda; Insecta; Diptera; Psychodidae. The record is from RefSeq and is a predicted model, not a curated record. The transcript has 3 exons.